AUGCGCUUUCGCACGGGCAAUGGCCCAGGCGACCGUCGGAUUCGCACGGACUGGUACCGCUGCUAUCCAUCCCUGAUGCGGGAAAAAGAGCGCGAUAUGUACCAUUGCUAUUAUCCCUACCUCUUCGACGGCGGGGAGACGAUGAGUUUGUAUCCGAAGAUCCCGGAGAAUCCUCGGGAAUGGCAGCCUGAGCAGCUCCAGACGACCUACGACGCGAUUCGGGAGGACAAGUACGACGCCUUUCGACGGCUUCGCGAGAAGUUUCCCGAGCUUUAUCAGGAUACCCGGGCGUGGGAUCACCCACCGCCGUUUGGGCAAUUCAACCAAUUCUACAGCGUUCGCUUUGGGAUGGUCGGGGUUAAGGUCUUCACCAGCAAGGAGUACGACGAGUUUGGGAACCAGCUCGACUGCACCGCGUUCUGGUUCCCCGAUAACCAAGUCGUCCAGCAUGGCUGCCGCAAAGGGCAAGUGGGGACGGACAAGGUGUACGUCGGGGCGAUGAACGUCCCGGUGGAAUUUCACAAGCCGCACGUCUCGGCCUUUUAUAAAGCCGCCGGGGUCCCUAUUAAACACGUCUCCGCCGGGUUUCCCAUCACCCCGGACGCCUACGCCCCAAUCGGGACGAAGCUCGACGUGCGGCAUUUCAAACCCGGCCAGGAGGUCGACCUGAGUUUCCAAAACACGGACUACGGCUUUAAGGGGGUGAUGUUUCGCCAUGGCUUUGAUGGAGGCUAUGUUUGGCUCGGGGACUCCAAGUGGCAACGCCGCCCGGGGUGUAUGGGGAGCGAGGGCCAGGGCCGAAUCUAUCCGGGACAUCGAAUGGCAGGCCAGACCGGCGCCGCCGUCGAAACCUACCACGGCGUCCCGAUCUGGCGAAUCGACUACAAAAACUCCCUCAUUUUCCUCCCCACCCUUCUCGACGCCGACGUCGGGGCGUACGUCAAGAUGAGUGAUACGAUCAACACAAAGGGCUACACCUUGUGGAAUGAGCACCGCGGCCUCCCGCCUUUUCCGACCUUUAUCCCUCCCGAGGAUGAAAAUUUAUCGAAUCUCUCCACCGAUGAGUGUCAGCUGCGCUCACCGCCUCUGUACUCGUACUUUCGAGACGAAUUUGCGAGGACCCAGCUGGUGUCCCAGGCCGAUGUCGAGGACGCGAAGAGCGUCAAACCGGUAGAGGCGCCCGCCAAAAAGAAAAUAUACGAUAUGCGAAAAUACCUCGAAGCCAAGAAAAAGUACCGCCAAAACUUGCGAAAAUCGCGAAAGUACAGGCUCAUGUCCCUGCGUACGCGCGCGCAUGAAAAGCAAAAAGAAGCGCGGCGCGCCAAGAUUAUGAAGUACAAGCGCGUGAAAACGUAA
Messenger RNA from Phytomonas sp. Hart1, 1356 nucleotides. The record is from the annotation of a GenBank genome assembly. Lineage: Eukaryota; Euglenozoa; Kinetoplastea; Trypanosomatida; Trypanosomatidae.